Molecule: messenger RNA, 1128 nt
Organism: Neopelma chrysocephalum (saffron-crested tyrant-manakin)
Lineage: Eukaryota; Metazoa; Chordata; Aves; Passeriformes; Pipridae
Product: mitochondrial import inner membrane translocase subunit Tim23
Exons: 7
Coding region: 32-652 (206 amino acids)
Biological process (GO): protein import into mitochondrial matrix
Cellular component (GO): mitochondrial inner membrane; TIM23 mitochondrial import inner membrane translocase complex
Molecular function (GO): transmembrane protein transporter activity
Source: RefSeq, a predicted model, not a curated record
AGCGGGCGGUGAGGGCGGCGGGGCGGCCGCCAUGGAGGGCGGCGGGAACUCCAAGGGCACCGGGCUCGGCGGCCUCUUCGGCGCCGGCGGGCUCGGGUACUCGCACGCCGACCUCGCCGGGGUGCCACUGACUGGAAUGAGCCCUUUGUCACCGUAUUUAAACUUGGACCCCAAGUAUCUAGUACAGGACACAGAUGAGUUUAUCUUGCCCACAGGAGCCAACAAAACUCGAGGCAGAUUUGAGCUGGCCUUUUUUACCAUUGGAGGAUGUUGUAUGACAGGGGCAGCGUUUGGUGCACUGAAUGGUUUGAGACUUGGCUUGAAGGAGACACAGAACAUGCCGUGGUCAAAACCUAGAAACGUACAAAUUCUAAAUAUGGUGACAAGGCAAGGAGCAUUGUGGGCUAACACACUGGGAUCACUGGCUCUACUUUACAGUGCAUUUGGAGUCAUCAUUGAAAAAACACGAGGUGCAGAAGAUGACCUGAACACCAUAGCUGCUGGAACCUUGACAGGAAUGCUAUACAAAAGCACUGGUGGAAUGCGUGGGAUAGCACGAGGUGGGAUCGCGGGUCUGACGCUGACCGGCCUCUACGCUCUGUACAACAACUGGGAGCACAUGAAGGGCUCCCUGGCCCGGCAGUCCCUGUGAGCAGGGCAGAGGACACAUUUGCAUAGUCACCAAUCAAAUCAGUUGUGAGAUAUAUCUGGUGCCCCUUCCUAUUUUAUUUACAAUUAGUGUGAAACCGAAGGAAGCUGUGCUGGGAGGAACCUCUUGACACCGUGUAGCUGGACUGGCCCUUUCCUUCCCACCAGCCAGUUGCUGGAGAGGCAGCAAUAUUUGUUGGACUUGCAAGUGAACAGAGUGGCCACCAAGACAGUCUUCCUGGCACGCUCACCAGCCAGCCCUGGGCCAGAGCCACAAGGCCUGCUCAAGUCUCGCUGCCAGGUUUGUUGGGGCACGGCAGCGACAACCCUGUAAUAAAGUCUCUGUCCAUAGACCAUUCCCUGCAGCCUCAGCACACAUCACCUGGCAACUGGCACAGGGCAAGGCUUGUUACUCUGACAGCACAAGGCAAGCUAUAAAAAGGGACAUCAUCAUUAAUAAAAAGGGUGGUACUUACUCAA